This is a messenger RNA of Stegodyphus dumicola, 2873 nucleotides long. Its product is annotated as facilitated trehalose transporter Tret1-like. The record is from RefSeq and is a predicted model, not a curated record. NCBI's taxonomy places the organism in Eukaryota, Metazoa, Arthropoda, Arachnida, Araneae, Eresidae. Gene Ontology annotation, biological process: transmembrane transport; carbohydrate transport. Gene Ontology annotation, molecular function: sugar transmembrane transporter activity. Gene Ontology annotation, cellular component: membrane.
ACCUUCGUGAAUAGUUGAUAAUAUGACUUACAGCUCUUAGUUAUCUCUCGUGAAAAAAGGCAGCAAUCGGAGUGCAAAAACAAUGACAAUCUUCGCGCAUUUUAAUGCCCUAUUGUUUAAAAACAGCUGAAAACUUCUUUUCCCUGUGAAAGAUUAACAGACACUUCUGACUAAGGUAGGCUAAAUGACAGCUUAAUAAAUUUAAGUAGUAUUCAUCUGUCAUUAUUAAAAUGGAAGGUAUUGAAGAAGUCUCGUGGAAACGAAGAGCUACUUCUGCUACCAGUUCUAACAGCUCUGUAAUAGAAUAUGUAAAUGAAGUCUUUACUGAAUCAGAACUUGAAAUGAGCAAAUCUGUAAAUGUUGAAGUCACAGAAAACACAAUUUCGGUUGAAAAUCCUCUCACAGGCGUUCAGGUGGAUAAAAAAGAUAUUGUGGUGGAUAAAAAAGCAGACUUUUCUGACAACGUUUUACAAGAUUUUCCCGUUCGCUCAGGUAGCUUUCAGGAAGUUAUUGAAAAAGGUUUCAGAAACAUGUAUCUGUCUGCACUUGUAGUUCUGUUAUUCGCAAUCUGUAUGGGGGUGACUGCAACAUACACUGCAACAGCUACGGAGGAUAUGAAAAAGAAACAUAGCAGCAUACAUCCAUCUUCGGACGAUGUUACAUGGAUUGGCAGUUUGAUGGCCGUCGGAGCACUAAUAGGUGGAUCAGCGGGUGGUUACUUCACAAAUACUCUUGGACGGAAAGGCACUCUUAUGUUCAAUACUGCACCUUUCGUUGCAGGCUGGCUGUUCAUUAUAUAUGCUCCUUCAACAGGAUGGAUAUUCAUUGGGCGAAUACUGUCGGGUUUCUGUGUUGGUAUUGUUUCAGUAGCUACACCAAUGUAUUUAAUUGAAAUUUCAACUCCAGAAGUUCGUGGUCUACUAGGCGCCUCUUUUCAAUUAUUUGUUGUAAUUGGAAUUCUCAUUGUUGCAUCAUUAGGAUCAUUUUUAACAUGGAGAAACUUGGCAGUAUCUGGAGCUAUAAUCUGUUUAACAGCAGCCUUUCUAAUGCUUCCGAUGCCUGAAUCACCCAGAUGGUUAAUGGCACAAAAAAGAAGAGAAGAAGCGAAGCGUGCGUUUAGGUUUUUGCAAGGUAAAUCUUUCAAUUCUGAAGCUGAAUGUAAAAAAAUUGAAGAGGAAAUCAAAAAUCAGCCAAUAGGAAGAGUUCAGAUGAAGGAAUUUCUCGUCCCCAUUAUUUAUAAACCUUUUAUUUUAUCCAUCCUACUCAUGUUUUUCCAACAAUUUAGUGGUGUAAACGCAAUUUUAUUCUACACUGUUGACAUAUUUAAAUCCGCUGGUUCUAGUUUGGAUCCAAUUCGGGCUACCAUUUAUGUUUCCGUUGUGCAAGUAAUCGCUACGGCCGUUGGUAGUAUCCUUAUGGAUAGAGCUGGACGAAAACCUCUUCUCAUGAUUUCUGGUAUAUGUAUGGCCAUGAGUUUGAUUGUAUUUGGCGGAUUUGAUCUCGCUAAAAGAUCAGAUGCCUCAGUAAGUUUAAAAUUUGGCUGGUUACCCUUAGUUUGUUUGAUGGCCUUCAUUUCUGCCUUUUCUAUUGGCUACGGUCCAACGCCUUGGUUAAUGGUCGCUGAAAUGAUACCAGUACGUUAUCGAGGUUUCAUCAGUGCAGUGGCAACAGGUCUGAAUUGGACAUUUGUCUUCAUUGUGACGAAAUCUUUUAAAGCAACAGAAGAAAUAUUACAUUCAUAUGGAGUGUAUUGGUUAUACAGUACAUUCUGCAUAAUCAGCUGCUUGGUGACAUUUUUUUUCCUGCCAGAAACGAAAGGAAAGAAACUGGAAGAAAUACAGCCUUUUUUCGAACCCAAAAACGCCAACCAAGACGAAAAUUUAUCAAAAUCAUUUUGAUAACAUAUCAGUUUCGGUUUUACAUAAUAUGACAUAUAAAAGAACUGUAAUACAGGUUGAAAAUAUGUCAUCAACAACGAGAAUAAACAAUGAAAGGUAAUUAGCAUUAUGCUAAUGUUUCGAGUCUUUUAAAACAAAAAAGUACAUGCGUAUGAAAGGCAACUGAAAAAUGUUUGAGCAAGUGGAGAAGGAAGAGAGAAAACGUGCUUUAAAACGUGAAGUUUAAUUUUAAAAUUAAAAUAUUACGCAAUACGACAAAAAAUUACAUUGUCUUGAAUGAGAAAAGCUAGCUUCCAUUUAACUGUUUAGGAAUUUUUCUUCCAUUCAUACUAUUUUAAUGCGUUAUACAGUCGUAUCUACAUGUUCUGACAAAAAUUAUAUCUGCCAUCUUAGUGAACUAAAGGUGACUGAUGGCUAUUCAAGACAGAAUUUCUUUUAUUUUCCCCUAAAAAGCCUGCAAAAGCAUUAGUUGAGAACUUCAGCAUAGAAUAAUUUCACAAUAAUUAUCACAAAUAAAAUAGUGAUGCAUUUGUGAUUCUUUUUGUUUGUUAAACUUUAGGAAAGUGUUUGAUAAAACAUGAAAAGAAAAUUUAGUUCAAAAUAAUCAACUGGAUAUUUUACAUUAAAAAGAAAGAGUUUUUCUAUAGUAGCAGGUUGUCACGUAACUUUUAUUUUGAAAGUAUAUUUGUCAUCCGGUAGUAUUCAUCAAUCAGUUAAAUCUUAAUCUAUAUAUCUGAAAACUUAAAUUGUUUUCAGGUUAGAUAAAGAUGUUAUGUAAAAAUGAAUUCUAGUGUCAUUUUUUUCUAAAAUAUUUAUCAUAUAUUGAACUUUUUUUAUUUAGUGAAAUGAAAAUGUUUUAUAAGUGAAUCAGUGUUCACUUGACUGUACUCUCAUCAUGAAAUUCACUUCACUUUGAUCUGCUUCUUGUUGUUAUUAUUUUUCUGUUAUUGAAAUACAUAUCAGUUGACUCACUGA